ACUCCAUAGCUUUCUAUAAUUUCAAGAUGAUUUUUUUGUUGAGUUUUUUCAUUGUGGGAAUACUAAGUAGCAAUGGCGGUGUUGGUCAGUCAACAGGAAGUACGGGUCCAACAUCUUCAUCAGGUGAUGGUUCCUCUUCGUCUUCGUCUUCCUCUUCGUCGACUAGUACUACUGGUGUUACUAGUAGUACUACUACUACUGCUGCACCGUCAACCCCUCCUAAAACUGAUCCUCCUACAACACUAAAACCUGACACUACUACCCAAGAUCCUAACAUCAAGCUGGAUGCAGACGCAACGGAUAAACUGCUAAAUAUACUGAGUUCCAGUGAGGGUAAAAUCGAUGGAAACAGUGAGUAUGCCGAAUGGAUUAGUAAUGUCCGUGCAGCCAGUAAAUGGGGAAAGGAUCGAGUGUAUGACAAGAUUGCCACUGCCAUUCGGUUUGAGGCCUACAUGGACCGUCGUAAGGAGCUGGAACACGAUAUCCACGAACGCCUAGAUGAGCUUGAUUUGCUUAUACCAGAUCAGGAGCGGGAUAGCAGAUGCUCAAAGUUCUAUCAGCAUCAAAAGAGACGUCUCAAAAAAGCUCUAAGCCUCAGCAAUGAACAAAAAAAAACAAAGCUGAAGGAAAACUCCAUAAAAUGUCGGGAUAGGGAUGACAAUGAUGAUGAAUAUUACGAUUAUCAAUCUGAUUCGAUUGAAGACUACUACUACGAUGAAGACUACUACCAGUGACCAAGUGGUAUAUUGGCCAGAGAAAGUUCUCUGAAAUUAAGAA
Molecule: messenger RNA, 777 nt
Organism: Drosophila subobscura
Lineage: Eukaryota; Metazoa; Arthropoda; Insecta; Diptera; Drosophilidae
Product: serine-repeat antigen protein-like
Exons: 1
Coding region: 27-734 (235 amino acids)
Source: RefSeq, a predicted model, not a curated record